Messenger RNA from Dendrobium catenatum, 1834 nucleotides. Its product is annotated as acetylornithine aminotransferase, mitochondrial. The coding region runs from base 244 to 1656 and encodes 470 amino acids. Lineage: Eukaryota; Viridiplantae; Streptophyta; Magnoliopsida; Asparagales; Orchidaceae. Gene Ontology annotation, molecular function: identical protein binding; pyridoxal phosphate binding; transaminase activity. Gene Ontology annotation, cellular component: chloroplast stroma. The transcript has 3 exons. The record is from RefSeq and is a predicted model, not a curated record. Gene Ontology annotation, biological process: arginine metabolic process.
GUUCCGAACCAAACAGCCCUUAAUUUCUCUAAUACGGCAUUAAUCCCGAACGCAAACCCUCAGUUCCGCUCCGCGCGUGCAUCGCCGCACUAUAUAUCUGCCGCCCUCCACUUGUCACGCUCGCCGCGCCCGCCGCUCACACGCCUCUAAGGCUCUACCUGCGGCCACGCUCGAAUUUGCUCACUCACUGCGGCCACCGCACUUACAGGCCGAUCCACAUUCUCCAUCAACCAACGCCAAGACAUGUCCUCUCUCCAAUCCUUCGUCGCCGUCUCCACUUCUUCGGCGAAUGAUCUCCGCCAUCUUUUCCGAUUAAACAGUCAAAAGGCGCCGCCGGGUACCCAACCUUACCUUCCCCGCAUUUCCUGCUGUUUUGUUUCCGAAGAUACGCAAAAAUCUGCUCCCUCGAUAUCUACGGGGAACCGGCUGCUAUCUGCUAAGAGCGAAGAUCUAAUCGAGCGAGAAAAGAGGGUUUUGGUGGGGACUUACGCUAGGGCUCCUGUCGUUCUCGUAAGAGGCAAAGGCUGCAAGUUGUAUGACGUCGAUGGUAUGGAGUAUGUGGAUAUGACGGCCGGAAUUGCGGUUAACUCGCUUGGUUAUGGUGAUGGUGAAUGGGUGAAGGCGGUCGCGGAACAGGCUAAAAGCCUUGCACAUGUCAGUAAUGUGUAUUAUUCAGAACCCCAGGUCAUACUUGCAGAACACUUGGUAGAGUGCUCCUUUGCAGAUCGCGUUUUCUUUACAAAUUCUGGGACAGAAGCAAAUGAAGCAGCCAUAAAGUUUGCCAGGAAAUUCCAGAGAGUCUCAUGUGAUAGUGACACACAUGCCACAGAGUUCGUUUCUUUCAGUAAUAGUUUUCAUGGGCGGACAAUGGGUGCACUUGCUCUAACCAGUAAAGAAAAUUAUAGGCUACCAUUUGAGCCUGUCAUGCCUGGAGUCAAAUUUGUUAAGUAUGGAGACAUUGAUGGCGCCAAGAAAGCAAUAGUGUCUGGUAAAACAGCUGCAGUUUUUGUGGAGCCUAUCCAGGGUGAGGGUGGAAUACAUAGUGCUACUAAAGAAUUUCUGCAGACAUUGCGUAUUGCUUGUGAUGAUGCUGGAGCUCUCCUGAUUUUUGAUGAGGUUCAGUGCGGACUCGGCCGAACAGGGUAUCUUUGGGCACAUGAACCCUACGGCAUUGUUCCUGACAUAAUGACCCUAGCCAAGCCUCUCGCUGGAGGUCUCCCCAUUGGUGUUGCUCUCACAACUGAAAAAGUUGCUUCUGCAAUAAACUAUGGUGACCAUGGUAGCACUUUUGCCGGCAGCCCCCUUGUUUGCCAUGCAGCCCUCACAGUUCUGAAGAGGAUCAAGGAUCCUGGCUUCUUGUCUGCUGUGACCAAGAAGGGCCUUUACUUCAAAGAACUACUCACUCACAAGCUGGGAGCUAACUCCCAUGUGAAGGAAGUGCGUGGGCUCGGCCUUAUCGUUGGCAUCGACUUAGAUGUGCUUGCGUCGCCAUUAGUGGAUGCCUGUAGGGCGUUGGGACUUCUGGUACUAACAGCUGGGAAAGGUAAUGUAGUAAGGUUAGUUCCACCAUUGAUCAUAUCUGAAGAGGAGCUGAAACAAGCAGCUGAUAUUAUUGAAAGAUGUUUGCCAGCACUUGAUGCUGAUGGUGUUCAUUAAGGAUCAGAAUUGGAGGUUUCAGCAAUUAUGUUAUUUGUAUCAGUAGUAGUGGCAGAACUUGGACUUGUUAGCUUUCUUCUGUGUUGGUGUGAUUUGAAUUAUUUAUCUUGUUGAAAUUUGAGGGGGGGAAUAAAGGACUUGAGUUAAUAUGCUAUCUAUCCUGUUUUUUUUGUGGUCA